This is a messenger RNA of Gloeophyllum trabeum ATCC 11539, 2064 nucleotides long. RefSeq lists its product as uncharacterized. Lineage: Eukaryota; Fungi; Basidiomycota; Agaricomycetes; Gloeophyllales; Gloeophyllaceae. Gene Ontology annotation, cellular component: microtubule; peroxisome; cytoplasm. The record is from RefSeq and is a predicted model, not a curated record. The transcript is spliced from 12 exons. Gene Ontology annotation, molecular function: microtubule binding; GTP binding; GTPase activity. Gene Ontology annotation, biological process: peroxisome organization. The coding region runs from base 1 to 2064 and encodes 687 amino acids.
AUGGCGAAUCUCGGAACGGAGGUGGUCUCUGUCAUCAACAAACUACAGGAUGUCUUUACCGCGGUGGGCUCGUCGGCCAACUCAAUAGACUUGCCGCAAAUAUGCGUGCUGGGCAGUCAGAGUAGUGGAAAGAGUAGUGUGCUGGAGAACAUCGUCGGACGAGACUUCUUGCCCCGUGGAACGGGGAUUGUGACGCGGCGACCCCUCGUCCUACAACUCAUCAACCGCCCAGCUACCGCACAAACGAAUGGCACCUCAUCAGACGGCGACAAGGCCGCCAACGCCGACGAGUGGGGUGAAUUCCUGCACCUCCCCGGCGAAAAGUUCUACGACUUCAACAAGAUCCGCGCGGAGAUCGUCCGCGACACCGAGGCGAAGACGGGCAAGAACGCAGGCAUCUCCCCGCUCCCCAUCAACCUGCGCAUCUUCUCGCCCAACGUCCUCACGCUCACGCUCGUCGACCUGCCCGGCCUGACAAAGGUCCCCGUGGGCGACCAGCCGCGCGACAUCGAGAAGCAGAUCCGGGAGAUGCUGCUCAAGUACAUAUCGAAGCCGAGCUGUAUCAUCCUCGCGGUGACUGCGGCGAACACGGACUUGGCGAACUCGGAUGGGUUGAAGCUGGCGCGGGAGGUGGAUCCGGAGGGGACGCGGACGAUCGGUGUGCUUACGAAGGUGGAUUUGAUGGACGCCGGGACGGACGUCGUGGAUAUCCUCGCUGGCCGAGUGAUCCCGCUCCGCCUGGGGUACGUGCCCGUGGUCAACCGCGGGCAGCGCGAUAUUGAGGCGAACAAGCCGAUCCAAGCUGCGCUCGAGUACGAGCGCCAGUUCUUCGAGAACCACCCGUCGUACAAGGGCAAGGCGCAGUACUGCGGGACGCCGUUCCUGGCGCGCAAGCUGAACAUGAUCCUGAUGCACCACAUCCGUGCAACGCUGCCGGACAUCAAGGCGCGCAUAUCGUCACAACUAUCCAAGUACAACGCGGAACUACAGUCGCUCGGGGGGCCGACGGGCGACGGGAACUCGGGGAACAUCGUCCUCAGCGUCAUUACGGAAUUCACCUCCGAGUUCCGCUCGUCGAUCGACGGUAACACGAAUGACUUGUCGCUGAACGAGCUCUCGGGUGGCGCUAGGAUUAGUUUUGUGUUCCACGAACUGUUCAACAAUGGCGUGAAGAGCAUAGAUCCGUUCGACCAAGUGAAGGACGGGGAUAUCAGGACGAUCUUGUAUAACUCGUCGGGUUCGACACCAGCCCUCUUCGUUGGGACAACGGCUUUCGAGGUCAUUGUGAAGCAGCAGAUCAAGCGAUUGGAGGAGCCCAGUCUGAAGUGCAGUACCCUCGUGUACGAUGAGCUGAUCCGCAUCCUGGGGCAACUACUGCAGAAGAUUCAAGCGUUCCGGCGUUAUCCUGCUCUCCGGGACCGGUUCAACUCUGUAGUGGUCAACUUCUUCAAGAAGGCCAUGAACCCCACCACGAAACUCGUAUCUGACCUGGUUGCUAUGCAAGCAUGCUACAUUAACACGACCCAUCCCGACUUCCUCAAUGGUCACAAGGCUAUGGCCAUCGUCAACGAGCGACUAAACGCCAACAAGCCCCCACCGCAGCAGGCCGACCCCAAGACUGGCAAGCUCGCGCCCGGGCAGAUCAACAACAACAAAGACCUGGACGUAGAUGCCAAGAAGGAGGAGCCGAGCUUCUUCGGGUCGUUCUUCGCCGGGAAGACGGCGCAGACGAAGAAGAAGGGGACGGCGACUAUGGAAGCGCCACCGCCAGUGAUCAGGCCGCAGUCGGCGCUGAGCGAUAGGGAGGUUAUGGAGACGGAGGUUAUCAAGCUCCUGAUCCACUCGUACUACAACAUCGUGAAGCGGGAGAUGAUCGAUAUGGUGCCAAAAGCGAUUUCGCUGACUCUCGUGAACUUUGCGAAGGAGAACCUGCAGCGGGAGCUGCUACAGGAGCUGUACAAGCCCGAGGUGCUGGAUGAGCUGCUGAAGGAGUCGGAGUUCGUCGUGAGCCGGAGGAAGGAGGUCGUGUCGAUGAUACAGGCAUUGAAUAAAGCGGAAGAGUAA